Molecule: messenger RNA, 1035 nt
Organism: Phragmites australis (common reed)
Lineage: Eukaryota; Viridiplantae; Streptophyta; Magnoliopsida; Poales; Poaceae
Product: pathogenesis-related protein PRB1-3-like
Exons: 1
Coding region: 339-833 (164 amino acids)
Cellular component (GO): extracellular region
Source: RefSeq, a predicted model, not a curated record
AAACACAAGACUCCUUCUUGUAAGUCACCCAAGUUUAUCCGAGAAUCAAUCCUGCCGUUGCAAUCGACGACGACGAUCGUGUCCAUGGAAUUCUUUCCCCUCUUGGAAAAAAAAUAGCUUCUAGGCGCCACCAUUGACUGACCAUGCAAGUGCAAUCAAUCUCCAUUUCUUUUACCAGUUUACUAGUAGUUUCUCGGAUAAGUCACCUGAGCUCGUUCUCGUCGCUACUAGCAUAAAUACCCCGGCAACUCGUCACAACUCAUGCAUCACAACGGCAAUAAGCUAAUCACACAUAUAUACAAGGUGCAAAUCAUUCAAGCUUCAUAGGUUUAUUAGCAAUGGCGUACUCAUCGAAGCUAGCGUGCUUAGCUCUGGCUUUCGCGGCCAUCGUCGCCGCUCCGUGCGCGGCGCAGAACUCGCCGCAGGAUUACGUGAACCUGCACAACGCGGCGCGUGCGGACGUGGGCGUCGGCCCGGUGUCCUGGGACAACAACGUGGCCGCCUACGCGCAGAACUACGCGGCGCAGCGCCAAGGCGACUGCAAGCUGGUGCACUCCGGCGGGCCCUACGGUGAGAACCUCUUCUGGGGCUCCGCCGGCGCCGACUGGUCGGCGUCAGACGCCGUGGGGGCCUGGGUGGCAGAGAAGCAGUACUACGACCACGCCACCAACACCUGCGCCGCCGGCAAGGUCUGCGGGCACUACACGCAGGUGGUGUGGCGCAACUCCAUCAACAUCGGAUGUGCCCGCGUCGUCUGCGACAACAACGGCGGCGUCUUCAUCAUCUGCAGCUACAACCCGCCGGGCAACGUCGUCGGACAGAGCCCGUACUAGCUACCGAGCUAGUCUCCCAAACUCCCAAUUGAUCGAAUGGUACGCGUGCAGCAGCAACGUGCGCCCAUGCAUGCAGAUGCAUUCUUGAUGCAUGGCUUGUGUGCUGCUUAUUAAAUAUAUAUAUAUACCGAAUAAAUUAUCAGAUAUGAUGUUGUGACUUCUGAUAUAUAUAUAGAUCAAUAAAAUCAUGCGAUUUGUGACA